GGACCGUGGAAGAAUAGAAUUUUGUGAGAGGGACGAAAGGGUGUCAUGUAAAAUUGUAUCAUUUAUACCUUUGUUGCAUACCGUACCAGUCGUUCUACCGCAAUGAAAAGUAUUAGUGAAAUCAAAAAUAAUAGAAAUACUGCUUGUAAUGUUGCUAGUUUACAGUCAAUCCGUACUGAAACGGUGCCCGCAGAUGUACGGGAUAGUGAUCUAUUAAUUGAUCUGCGUAGUGAGAAGGAAAGUUGUGGUGAUGAAAACAGUGAGACCGAUAUCAACAAAAAGAGUUUUCCCUACGAGUAUGACUUCGAACGGGAUAUUGAGAAACUAAUUCAAGUCUCAAAGCAAUUCCAAACAGACUAUGAAAAAGAAAAAACUAAAAUUGAUGCAGUCUCAGAGGAUAAUUACUUAAGAAUUUCGAUUUUGAACUCUAAUUCACAAAGGAAACAGAAACCUUCAGCUUCGGAAAUCGUUUUACCGGUAAACGACCGUGAUAACUUCUACUUCAGUAGCCGUUCAUUAAAGAAAGAGAAUAUUCUUGAUUCUUAUUUGAAUCAUCCGAAACAAACAUUUACUCCGACUGUACCGCAUCCAGGUCCAUUCGGAACAGGUGUAAUUCGACCAUCACCAAAGAAACAUUCAUGUGUUUCAAAAGGUAAAACACUAUCGACAAAGCGAUUCCGCUCCUCCGGAUGGAGUGUGAAGCCAUACACUUCCAGGUAUUACAACUUUGAUCGGACUCAUCCGGACUUGAAAUUAGUGGAAAGUGGAGUAUCAAUGAUUCCGAAACGUAUUUCUAAAGAAGCAACGGAAUUAACUACUAGAGCACAGUUGGAGACCACCACGAAACCUUUGUUGAGCAAAGGACUCACUUGGCAUCAGUUCUUUGAACGUUGCAAUGUUUAUUCAUCAAAGUCCUUUCAAUCGACUCAUGGUGAUACCACAGCCACGCAACCCGCCGUUUCGGAAUUAUUAACCCCAACGUCAAAUGACAACAGCAAGAUUCAAAAACAUAUUUUACCCCAAUUGAACAUAAGAGCCGAAUGUUGUGUGCAGCGAAUACCAGAGAUAUCCAUUGCCCCUUGCGGAUUUAAAAGAACUGUGAACACGAAUAUAAAGUUGGUGGAAAUAAUUUACGAGGAAUCAGACAGUACGGUGGAAACCGAUGAAAGGCGAAGUGAGGAGACGUUGAAAAAAGUUGAAGAGAAAGUAUCUGAACCGUUCAAUCUUCAAAGUAAUUCGGAAAGGGCGUCAUCAGUGAAUUUAGAACUGCCUAGCAUCGAUGAAAGUACGGAAGACACUGAAACGAAAACAUCGUCAACCAGUUCAUCACAGACACCAUCGAAAAAUAAUGGAUAUGACAGCAGCCUUGAGGAAAGCAUCUCCUUAAAUGUAUCACGAGCAUCAGCAUUAACUUCGGGAUUUGCGGACCAUGAAAUGAAAGCAAGGUCGCUAAAGGAUGUUGGCAUCCAAACAACGAGAUUGGUAAAAAUAGCAUCACCUAGUAAGGAAACUGCAAAUGGAAAAACUAUUUCAUCAUCUAGUGACCCCAGCAAACAGGAAUAUGUUGAGUACUUCCACCAGCCGCCAGAAGUAUGCCAAGAAAUAAAGCUACCGACAUUUCCAACACAUGAACUGGUACAAAUGGUAGAUGAGAUCUUUGACACAUCCAGCGAUGCAGUGAAUAUGAGCUACAAAUACAUUGUCAAGGAAACAAGUGUUCAGACUGAUAUUGUGUGGGAAAACAUCAACGAUCUGUUCAAGCAACAAAAUAGACCAACAUUAACACGCCCGACAGACGCUGUGGAAACCAAAGUCUCUGAAUUUUAUGUGCAUCCUAAUGCAAAUUUUGUUAACCAACUUGAGACUGGAGAACAGGUGUCAACAAAUAUCGCCAGUGAAAGUAAUAAAUUUGACAAUCUACAGUUACUGCAAGUAGUGCGACCAGUUGAACGAUUCUGCCGUCAUAGCCGGUUAAAAAAGAUAAAAAUAUGCUCAUGUCUCGGGUGCAAAAGUAACAUUCGUUUUUCUUCAGUAAAUAUCGACCAAUCAAUUCAACGAACAUCAAAUGACUCAUCGUCAUCGUCCGUAUUUGACUCGAGACCAAUACCAUCAGCCAGAGUCAAUUUAUUUCCGUCUGAAAGGUAUAAACGAAUGAAACAAGCCCAGAGAGAGCAUUUCGAAAACGAUCCAAGAAUCUCGCGUACCUUGAGAAAAAUCUAUGCGACUGCUAGGGCGAAUAAAACUCAAGAGACCACUUCGUCAAGUUCAUCAGGUUGUUAUGGCCAAUCCAAUGUACUACCACGCCAAUUUUCUACUUACGAUGAUAAAGUUCUAGAACCAGAUUUGUUCACAUUUAACGAUGAAUUGUUACUAUUUGGAUUUGAAACCCACGACGAAAUCGAAUACUCGUCAAGACUUUUAAAAACCGAAAGUUCUCAGGAUUCGUCCAUAUCAAUUGGUAAAUAUUAUACAGCCGAUGCCAAUAAUCAGCAAUUGCGUGGGAAAAGUUUAUUUUGCACUAAUUCGGAAGAGGUCAGUAGCUGCAACUCCGUCUGUGUUCAACGAGUAUCAGAGCUGGAACAGUGUCUAUUAAAAGACAUUGAAAAUUCCGGUUCUGAUCCAUCUGCUUUGAGUUCCUUGUUGUCGGCAAGUUCAUUGGAGCGAAAAAUAAACGAAAUUCGACUUGUUGAUAUAAGUUAACCUACUACGGACGGC
This is a messenger RNA of Bradysia coprophila, 2715 nucleotides long. RefSeq lists its product as uncharacterized. The record is from RefSeq and is a predicted model, not a curated record. NCBI's taxonomy places the organism in Eukaryota, Metazoa, Arthropoda, Insecta, Diptera, Sciaridae.